AUGAAAUCGAGACCCAGCAAUGAGACGACAUCUCCGUCGACCUCGUCCACGGCUUCAGCCGGGAUUCCAACGAUGAAAGCGACACCCAGCAAUGGCACGACAUCUCCGUCGACCUCGUCCACGGCCUCAGCCGGGAUUCCAACGAUAACACCGACUGCAAACCUCACCACCUCAGGUAAAACUCGCCGUGACGCUACUUCUUGGUCUCAUGAUACUGACUUUUCGUACAGCGGUGAUCUUCAUAGGAGACAGCACAACGACAUCCAAGACGACUAUGACUAUCGCGAAUGGUACAUCCACGUCAACUACGUCGGACCUACUUUUCGUCGCCUCAUUCAGCGACGGAGAUGUCUCGUCAUUCUCGCGCUCGAGCGAACCAUACAUCACGACCGUGAAUGGAGAGGUACUCACAAUACCAGCCAUAUCUGCCUCUACCACGAGAUCGAGCUCGCGGAUCAGCUCUUCCGACGCAUCUUCGACCGAUCAUCAAACAGCCACCGAAACUUCGAAUGGCCAGCAAAGUACUGUCACCUCGGCGGCAACUGUGGGCGUUACUGGAGGAGGCCGUCAGGGACAGGGCUCUCCUACUUAUUCCUCGCCAACAACGAGCACCACUGGAUCUUCCUCGGGCGGUGGGGACGGAGGUAGUAAUGCUCCGCCGGCUGGAACCAUCGCUGGAGGUGUGGUUGGAGGCGCUGCAGGGCUGGCUGUUCUGUUACUCAUAGCCAUGUUAUUCGUCCGAUGGUAUCGGAGAAAGAAUCAGAUGCAGGCUCUUCCCCCCAAUUCGGGGACUGCUCGUGGCCUGGACGGGUCUUCUGCUCCAAGUGGAUCUGGACCAAGCGGGCCUGGCAUGGCCGAGCGAUCUGGGUUAUCUCCUCUUGCUGCUGCAAUCCCUGGAAUCUUUCGACACCAGAAUCGUAGCGGCGAGACUGCGCCAUCAGAACGAGGUUUUACGCGGGUCUCCGGACGAAAGCUUCCGUCCGUGUUCAGUGAAGGCAUGAGCAGUGAGGGUGUACGGAAAGCGCAGACGGGUGGACCGCAGCAGACGACACCAGGCAUGCCGCUGAGCAGCUCACCGCCAGAGCAAGACUUGAGCAGCACCUCAUUCUAUCGCGACAGCGCAGGUUUCUACGGCGGUGAUGGAGAGUCAUCAAGCAACGGUCCUUCAGGGACAAGUCCGGAAGAGAUGAUGAUGAUGUCGCCCGGACCUCAGCGACAACCACAGGUCCACGCUGGAGGCCCGUAUGUGAUGUCGCCCGCCUCUGCCGAACAGCCCGGACUUCCUAAUACUGGGACUUUGGGAAGGAGCGACACUCCUUCCAGCCUGCGAAACUCCCGUUUCACAGAGGACAUGUGA
Lecanosticta acicola is the source of this 1357-nucleotide messenger RNA. NCBI's taxonomy places the organism in Eukaryota, Fungi, Ascomycota, Dothideomycetes, Mycosphaerellales, Mycosphaerellaceae. The record is from the annotation of a GenBank genome assembly.